Molecule: messenger RNA, 1200 nt
Organism: Lachancea lanzarotensis
Lineage: Eukaryota; Fungi; Ascomycota; Saccharomycetes; Saccharomycetales; Saccharomycetaceae
Gene: SAE2
Product: LALA0S01e12640g1_1
Exons: 1
Coding region: 1-1200 (399 amino acids)
Source: RefSeq, a predicted model, not a curated record
AUGACACUUGCUGUUGAUGAUCCGCUAGUGGAGACAGCAUUGGUAAAGAAAGCUUUGAAAAGUUGGGACUUGAAACGACUUCUGGGGCUCCAGGACGAACUUACACGAGAGAUAGAAGAUCGAGUUCAACUUCUCGAGAUAGAGAUCGAAACACUGAAAGGCCGAAAGGGCGUUGAAGAUGGGCUAAAGAGAGGGGGAAAGUUUCCGUUGGUCAAAGUUGAAGAAAAAGAGAAUCUCCCCUUUCACCAAGAGCACCAAGCGACUACGCAAUUGACCCAUGUUGGGAAAAAACGCAAGAUCUCUAGUUCUGGUGCUGAAACUGGUAAUGUGUCGGCUCAAUCGAGCCAAACGAUUGAGGCCCAAGAAGAGUUUUUGAUACCGGGAACUUUGGAUAUGCAGAGUAAAGAUAUAAAUUUUAGCUCGCCGUUGAAGCCCGCACAAACCGAUGAACGCAAGUCUGAAAAAUCGAGCCCAACAAGACAUCAUCUGGCUGUUAUAAGCGAUUCAGAAGGCGAAUUGGAAUGGUCAGAUACGGAAGAUCAACGAGAUUCUCUCAAGUCUGGGCCAGUUCAAGUGAAAACAGAACCAGAAAGAAGACACGACGAUUUUUUGCAUAAUGUGCUCAAGUGUGAACCACCAAGACCGUCGAAACCAUCAAAGCCAAAAGUAGUUUUUAAUGCAAACCCGUUUUCGAAAAGACCUUGGAUUUUUGAAGAUUUUAAAGCCAACGACGCGAUUUCAAGUUCUGCAAAACCAGGUACCAAUUUCGCUCUGGCAAGAAUUUCUAGAUUCCAAUCAGCAACCGGCGUACCAGUUUUGAACCAAAAAGUUGUCUUAAACCCACACAAAGGUUUCGAACUUGUUACGGAAGAGCCGGUGAUAAUCCCUACCGCCCAAACGAGUCAUGGUGUAGACGAAGUCUUUGAUAAUUUGAGACAACGUUCAAAAUCCCCACCUGGGUAUGGUCGUCUCGAUUUCCCCAACACUCAGGAGAACGAUGCGGAUAUCGUUAAAUCUCGCGAAAUUUUGUACAACAAGACAAAAGAUAGAUUUUUAAUGGCUACAAGAAGCGAUCUCAGCCCCAGCAAAAGAGAUUUUGUCUUUAGAAAUGUUCAAUUGAAUGAUAUCGUAAACAAGGGCGAUUUCGAAUGGGAUAUGAAAUCUUUACAAAUCUUUUGCCGGGCCAAGGUACGAAAUUGA